CACUUAAUAUCAGUACCCGAAAGUAUCAACAAGUGUUUUACUACCGGUGCUACAAUUGGCGACGAGGACGAAAAACGGCGAAGGAAAUUUUGGGGACAGCGGAAAACUAGCGGAGUUUCAGAAAACUACAACAGGAAGCGAACCUGGGAACAACAUAUACGGAAGACAAAAUGGCAACGUUCAAUUUCUCGAUAACUCCAUUCGUUGAAAAUGAUGUUGGCCCGACAAGCUCACGUUGGGACAUGUGGAAGGAUCAAUUCAGUGCGUAUCUCGCACUGAAGAACGUAUGUGAUCACGAGGAAAUGUUCCGAGCUUUAAUGUGCUUCGGAGGGCCAGACGUACGGAAAAUUGCUCAAAAUGUUUCUCUACCGGACGGUAACAUAAUGGACAAUCGGUAUCGAUUAGCAAUGGACGCUUUGGACGGCUAUUACGCUCCUCGUAUGUCUCUGCGGUAUGAGCGAUUUAAAUUUAGGCAAAUGAAAUUUGACCCGCAUGAAAAGCUAGACCAUUUCGUCAUCCGUCUGCGAUCUCAAGCAGCACUAUGCAAUUUUGAUGAGCAACUUGAGCAAAUGUUAAUGGACCAAAUUGUUUUCGCUACGCAAAAUGACGAUAAAUUGCGUGCGAAAUAUCUCGAAGUAGACGUCUGUCUGGAUGAUAUGCUGAAAAUUGGUAGAACUCACUAUUCAGUGAAAGCUCAGGUUCAAGAGCUCCGUGGAAAAACCGACGACGUUGGAGAUUUGAAUGUUAUGGAUACUGCCAAUCAAACUGCAGACAAACAGGUGAGGACAUGUUUCAGAUGCCUUGGAAAUCAUUUCGCCAAAGAUCCAGGAUGCCCAGCACGUUCAUCGCGGUGCAAUAAGUGCAAGUCAAAGGGACAUUUCGCUCGGUGUUGUGAUCGCUUUCAGAAAUUUUUCAAACAACGACCAAGAUUUACCAACACAAGAAAACAAGAAACUGGUGAAAAUAUUCGUCGUUUUGACAAGAAACCUAAGUUUAUUCACGAGAUCGAAGACGUUACAAAGCCAGUUGAAAUUCGAGAAUUGUUUCAUCUAAAUGGUAAACGGUUGAUUCAAGCCACCGUAGGUGGCGCUGCCCUUCAGUUCGUCGUUGACACAGGUGCUGACGAAGAUGUUCUGAGUGAAGCUGAUUGGAACACCUUGAAACAAGUUGGUUUCGAAGCGUUUGGAGCUCGACGUGGAAGUAACAAGGUUUUCAACGCGUAUGGAUCGAACAAACCGCUACAAGUGCUAGGAGAAGUUGAUGUGAAAAUUCAAAUAGAUGGAAGUUCCUGUUAUACUACAUUCUAUGUCAUCAAGGGUGGCAAAUGUUCUUUGCUAUCGGGCAGCAGCGCGGAAAAGCUUGGUGUGGUAAAAUUUCUCAGAACAUUGUCCGCUGAUACUUUACCUGUAAUUAAAGAUUUUUGCGCAUCAAUCAAAAUUGAUAGAGCAGUACCGCCUGUCCAACAGUCCUAUCGUCGGAUUCCAGUUUCUUUAGAAGAGUUAGCUCUUUUGAAACUUAAGGAGUUAGAAAAGCAGGACGUAAUCGAACGUGUGCAGGGUGCAUCUGAAUGGGUUUCCCCAAUGAUAGUGAAAAGGAAAAGUGCGAAUGAAGUAAGAAUUAUUAUUGAUUUGCGAGAAGCCAACAAAGCGAUUAUUAGGAGAUUCAUCCGCUUCCAACUAUGGAACAAAUGGUUUGCCGAUUGCGUGGAAGUAAAGUUUUCACUAAAUUGGACAUAA
Molecule: messenger RNA, 1736 nt
Organism: Armigeres subalbatus
Lineage: Eukaryota; Metazoa; Arthropoda; Insecta; Diptera; Culicidae
Exons: 3
Coding region: 171-1736 (521 amino acids)
Biological process (GO): proteolysis
Molecular function (GO): aspartic-type endopeptidase activity
Source: RefSeq, a predicted model, not a curated record